AUGCUACACUUCCUUCCUCGAAUUCGAGUUUACCAAUGUAAAAGGGCUGAACAUUUGGCAAGAAAGUGUGAAAACCAUAAUUGUCAGAGUACUAAAUUAUGUGUAGAAUUUAAUUCAGAUUCAUCACCUGGCAUAGGCAGUAGUCAAUAUCAAUGUAUACAUUUCGCAUGUCCUGUACCACCCGCAGUGAAUAAGGCCACAUUCAUAGGUACAGAGAGUCUAGUUAAUGGCAGUGCAGCAUUCUAUAAAUGUGAUGGCUUUUAUGAACCUUUAAACAACAAGAAUUUCAGCACGUGCAGUGCAAAUGGUUCAUGGUCCGAAUUCAAAUGUAAACGACAUGUUCGUAAUUGCACAGAAUUAAGACAUUGUCAGCCGUCGGUGGUAGAUGGAGAAUAUUGGCUUUAUCCAGAAAAGUUUGGUGAUAAGCGCGUUAAGAUAUAUUGUAUGAAUAUGCUGAGCAGUUCCAAUGAUUCACCAAAAAGUUAUGUCACACUGAACAAUGAGACAAAUGCAAUACAUUCAUACAGGUUAUUACAUCAACAUUCAACUAUAAAUUAUGCAAAAUUAGGCGUAGAUCUUCAGACGAUGAUUAUCGAUCCAAAUGAUAUGGCAUUUUCUAAUCCAAGUAUAAAUCAUUAUCCGCCAUACGGUACUGUGUACAGGUCCUGUUCCCUUUCUUAUUAUCCCUAUACUAGUAGUUACUUAUUGAUUAAUACUAUCGGUACAGGUCUCUUACUAAAUAAAACGGCUGAAUGGGAUGAUUUUUCAAAUAAUCAACCCAAUUCAGUAAUACUGUAUGUGAAUAAAUCAAGUGAUCAUCGUAUAGUGAAUGUAAGUUGUUCUGGUGAAUGUGGUGAAUGUCGUCCGUUACAUGAUUUAUCAUUUGAAUAUGAUGAGACUUACGAAAUCAACAUGACUGAUGCAACAGAUCCGGCAUGUUUUGAUUGA
Molecule: messenger RNA, 948 nt
Organism: Lottia gigantea (owl limpet)
Lineage: Eukaryota; Metazoa; Mollusca; Gastropoda; Lottiidae
Exons: 7
Coding region: 1-948 (315 amino acids)
Molecular function (GO): metalloendopeptidase activity; zinc ion binding
Source: RefSeq, a predicted model, not a curated record